GGUCUGGUCCUAAUUAGUAUUGGAGGCAUGACCACUGCCUGCCGCCGCCCAGCCGACCCCGCGUCGCCCAGCGGAGGGAGGAGCCGCGGCGCUACCCCACCACCGGCCCAUCACAACACCGCCACACAUUUUCGCUCACUCGCGGGUACGGCCAACUAGGUGCGUCUUGGCCGGCGAGCCCUAGGACCACGCACCGACGCGUCUGGCCACAGUAUCUCUCAUGCUGGGCAAAGGGCGUCGCGUAGGGACGAGCCGUGCUGGUGGUGGUGCUGUUGUGAGGGUAACGUUGAGGAACAGAACAUGACGAAGACCACCGGCUUGUCCGCUGGCCCGGGGCUGGCCUGACCACUACCACCGGCCACCUCUGUUUAUGGACCUGCAUAGCUCCGCCAUUUAUGUAACUCACCUUAGCGGGGUCCACGCAAGCCCCCAUACAACGCCCUGCAUAGUGAAUGGCAAUGGAAUUACAGUGCGUGGCGGGGCUGCCGAGGCUCAGGCUAGAGUGAGGCUCCCCUGGUGGCGAGUGGUGCCGCGUGAGUGCCGUAAAGUGCGCGGAUAUCGCGAGAUCAGGUGUUGGCGAGGCUCACCCUUCUCCGCCUGCACGCACUCAUCAGCUGGGCCGCGGCCGGGGCCUGUGUCGGGGACAGUCGCAGUUCUCCUGGCGUCGUCCCUUCCCCUGACGCACUAUGUCGUGAGUGUGGGGCCACAACGAGGGGAAGGGGCAGGGGACGGCGCAGGGGGAGGCCGUGAGGAGCCGUGAGGAGCGAGGAGAGCUGAUCCCGUCACGUGGGGCCGCGUAUUGACUCACCCGCCUCCGUGACGAAUCAACAUCCAGCGGCUCCCGGGCCCAAGUGCGUUCUAGCGGGCGCACACGCCGCUCUCACACGGACUUGUUUUGACCAGUUUUCGAGGAGUUCUAGUGUGUGUUUUCCAUUUCUUUGUUGCGUGGUGCCCUGGUACAGUGCAACACGAGUGUGCAGGUGAUACUUGGAGCAAUUCUCAUGUGAAAACUGACUUGUUUUGCAGGAUGAGUUGGUCCCGCUAGAACGAUCUGUUAUAAAUUUCCCGUCACGUUCCUAGUCGUGCGUGUGACCGUGACACAUUCUACAGUACACUCACGCACGCGCACCUACCCGGGCCAGUUGUGUGCUUGGCGUGGGCCAGUGCGAAUAUGACAGAGGUCGUGGACAAGACGCUCAUUGAGAGGUUGAUACUAGAGCACUCUGACCGCCUCGAGUUGGAGAUCAACCAAAAAGCGCGCGCUGAUGCUUGGAAAUUCUAUUAUCGUGUUCGAGUGGACCAUGUGAUUCGGCCGUUUGCCGUGUGCAAGGUGUGUUUUCGAGUGUUACACUGCGACUCGCGGAGCGGGACUGCCAGCCUCCUGCGACAUCCCUGCAACCCCCUGUCGGAGCGGUCCCCCGUCAACCGCGCCGUCAAGCUCUCGGCCAAGCUCAACCUCCCUGUCGACACCUCGGCAGCGGCGCUCAAGGGCGACCUCAAAGGUGACACUUUUCUCAAUGACAAUAACAUCAAGGAGGAGGUCCUCGCUAAGCAUGAGGCGCCUCCACACAGUGAUGGCGGGAGCGCUCGCUCCUCGCCUGUGUCGCUCACCACGGUGGCGUCGCGGGCCUCUCCCACCAGCACGGGCUCGCCUCCCACCGCCGCGCAGCCCACCACCACCUCCUCCGGCAGCGCCUCCGCCGGGAGUAGGAAACGGAAAGCCGGUGGGCCACCUCCUUCGUUCCCCUUAGACUUGAGAUUCCUGCAGUUACCUCAGCUGGUGGCGGCGGCGGCGGCACACCCGCUCACCGCCUUCAACUUUGCCUUCAGCGACCCACAGCGCCUGCAGCACCUCCAGCAGCUACAACAGUCACACUUGGAACACCUCCACCGCCAGCAGCAACAGCAGCAACAGCGUGAGAAGGAGCGCGAGGAGCAGGAGGCGAAGAGAGCUCGGCUAGAAGCGGCGGCACAGGAAGGGCGCGGUGGCAGCCCGAGCAGCCCUGGCGAGGCGAGCAGCUCCUGCUGGGGCCGGGACGGCGUAAAGAAGGAGCGAGCAGACACCAGUGACGGUGCCGUGCCGGAAGACCUACGAGGGUGGUCAUCCCCCAGCAGGUAUGGAGGGCGCGUGCGCGGCGGCCACGAAGACACGUCGGAUGACGGGGGCGGGCUGGCUAAGGACGUGGUGCAGCAGCUGGUGAGCUGCGGCUCCUCCCGCAUCACCCUGGCGGAGAAGGACGCCGCGGGCUCGCACUACAUCUCCGACGUGUGGUCCAGGUUCUCGGUAGUGUACGUGGACGGCGUCAUCAGGCCCUUCGCCGCCUGUAAGAACUGCCUGAAGGUGGUCACCUACACCAAGUACAGCGGCACGGGCGGCCUGCUGCGCCACCGCUGCUCCGCCACAGACCUCAGCUCCCGACACCACGACGAGGUGGGCGCCCCAACAGAGGCAGACCCGCGCCUCGGAGACUCACCUCCGCCCUCGGUGCGCGCUCUCCCCGCCUCAGCCCACGCCGCCCAGUCAGGCUCCCCUCGCAGGUCGCCGCUGAGCCUCGCCUUGAGGGGUGAGAGCGAUGGGGCGCGACACCUGUCCGACGAGCUGCCCCUGGCGCCCACGGCCGCCAUGGCCGGCGUGGCGAGGGCGCUGCUCCGCUACAUGUGCCAUGACCUUGUGUCCCCCUCAGCCCUCGACUCUCCGGCCUUCCAGCGGCUGGUGUGGACGGUGCUCAACCUCGGGGCGGCACACGGCACCUUCCGCGAGGAAGAGCCGCUGCCCUCCGCCAGGCAGCUGCUCAUCACCUUCCUCACGCCUAUGGCCGGCGAGUCCCGCUCCUUGAUCGCCAGGGCGGUGCUGGACCAGCCCAGCCUCUGCCUGUCUCUGCACCAGGACCGCGAGAUGCACCUCAUCACGGGCGCCAUUCACUUCAUCACCCCGAAGUUCGAGCUGCGCAGCUACGUGCUGGGCGCGCACCGCAUCCUGGAGAAUGAGACCGAGGAGGAGUCCGUCACGGCGCUGCUGUCAGGCUUCUUCAACGACGUGCUGGUGCCGGCAGCCAUGAGGGACAAGCACGUCACCGUGGUGAGUGACCAGGGCACGCCAGCAGAGCCGGGCGUUGUGGGCGUACGCUGUGUGUGGCACGCGACAGAGGCCGUGCUGGAAGCGCUGUCGGAGGAACCGUCGUAUCGUCAGAUAUGCGACGACGUGGCUUCCGUGCUGGCCUUCCUGGCAGACUCUGGCGUGGCCAGCGUGUCGGGAUGCGGCUUGCAGCCCCAUGAGGUGAAGCGGUGGGACGCCCUCCUGCACGCCCUCACCUUUAUCACCGCCCACCACGACGAGCUGUGUGUGGUGAUGGCCGGCUGUGAGGGGGGCGCCUCCCUUCUGGGGGAGCGACUCAACUACCAGGAGGUGGCCGAACUCCUGGGGGGUGUGCGGCGGUGUCUCCUGACGGUGCGUGACCCUCUGAGGCCCACGCUGAACCAGGCAGUGCUGUGCCGCGCCAAGCUGCUGCAGCUGUGCGCCUCACCCGCCAGCUCCAAGCCUCUCAAGCAGCUGAAGCAGCAUCUGGCCAGCAGCCUCACCGACGCCCUUGCCCUCACGCCCCUGCAUCAUGUCGCCAGCUUCCUCGACCCGCGCUGCAAGAGCCUCAAGGUGUUGUCGGAGACGGAGAAGGGCGAGGUGCACCGCCACGUGCUGGAGAUGAUGAAGUCCGUGGCGGUGACUGAGGCCAACUCCGGCGUGCUCAACUUGAAGACUCACAACAGACGCGCCAACAGCCACACCCACAACCACAACUCCACCACCACCGCCACAUCCACCACCACCAGCACCACCACCUCCUCGUCCUCGUCCUCCUCGUCCACCCCUACCAGCCAAGCCUCACCGGACGCCUCCAACGCCACCACCAACAACAGCACGCAGGAGGGCCAUCCGUUCCGGGAGUACAUGGACAACCCGGCCCCCGACACCUCUGUUUCUGAUAGCGAGGAGAUCAUGGCCUAUGUCAACAUGAAGGUGCACCUCGAGGACGAUGACAUCCUGGGGUGGUGGUCGGGCACAUCAGCUUCAGGCCUCUCCACCCUCCGCCUGCUGGCCCGCAAGAUCCUCUCUGUGCCCGCCACCUGUGCCUACGCCCACGACGUGUGUGGCCACGCCCGCCAGGCCUGCCAAACCAUGGGCCUGGUGGAUGAGUCUCACCUCAACAACGUUCUCCACAUGAAGUACAACAUGAACUAGAGAUUCCCAUAGAUUAUAUUUUCUAUUCGGUUGCCAAAAUGAAGUAUUUAUCCACUAUAGGCCAAAGGUUUGUGCCUGAGGAGUACUUUUUUAACUACUGGUGUAAGAACAGUCUAGGAAGUGAUGUAUAGAGUGUCAUCGUUAGUUACACUAGUUGUGGGACCUGCAGCGGGCGAGGCCAGGAUCACAAAUUGUGGGUGUGCCUCGGGGGCUUCCUCUGCAUGCUCAUGGAAAAUGAGAUGUCAUAGAAUAGUGAGAAUAACCUUACCUGUUACCUUGACUUAAAUAUCCUUGGACAAACCUCACUUUGUCCUCCAUUUUAGCAAACACAAAGCUCAUAUUUCACACAACAAACUGCAAUAUUUUUACUAUGUAUCAAACACACGUCCAGUUCUGUAACAAAGAGUCAAGUUCAGUCACUAUUCAAGCAUCACAAGCAACCCUUUCAGGUGUUAAGAUAAAAACACACAACCCUUGUUUUUUACAGCCUGGCCUCAGCUGUGGGUCCCGACAAGCUCACGUGAAUGAAGCCAAAAUGUAACUCACUUUUUUUGCCAUAUGAACAGCUGUGACGUGGGGCGAGUCAGAGAUUAUUUCCAACAAGGAUGUAGUGUGUGUGUGUGUGUGUGUGUGUGUGUGUGUGUGUGUGUGUGUGUCUGUGUGUGUGUGUGUGAAUAUUACUGUGAAGUAGGACAUGACACCAAUAAUUCAGAAAGAGGGAGAAUAAAAUUUCCCAGAGAGAGAGAGAUUACACUGAGAUGUGUUUAUGAAUGUGAGAAUGUGAAGCAGGAUGCAAUGUCAGCAGUUCAGAUGACAGAGAUUAGGUGAAAGUUUAGAUAGAGAGAGAGAGAGAGAGAGAGAGAGAGAGAGAGAGAGAGAGAGAGAGAGAGAGGUGCAUUGUGUGAAAGAGAAACACUGUAUUGAGCUGUUUGUGUAAAAAGAAUGUGAGAAUGUUAAGUAGAACAAAAUCAACAGUUCAGAUGAUAAAGAUUAAAACUUCAAAUUGAGAAUGUGUGAGAGGAGGAGACAGUACUAGGCAGUGGAUACAAGACAACAUGUGCAUACAAAACAUAUGUGUCAGAUGCUGUGAGCCUGGAUGUGGCCAAUGUAUAGCCUGGAUUAGGAAACUUAUCUUUAUUUAUUCAGUGUGUGUGUGUGUGUGUGUGUGUGUGUGUGUGUGUGUGUGUGUGUGUGUGUGUGUGUGUAGAAGGUAAUGCUCAAAGGUAACACAGUGAGCAGGUUAUUUUGAGGUUGUGUCUUGGUUGUUAGUGUUUACUGUUUAGCUUAACAAUAUCCCUUUCCAGUCCCUAUAACUAGAUGUGAUGUUUAUUCUUUGUUCUUUGAUCAAGACUAGUUAUGAUGCGUCACUCACUUCUCAGAAUGGUUGUACGACUAGAGUAAGAACAGUGUGUGUCAAUUUUUUCUCUUGGAGUCGAGUUAGGAUAAUGGAGUAAUAGUGUGGUCAGAAUGAUAAAGUGUUUGGUUCCAUGGACUGGUAGAGUUUAUCACCAAAGCGCUACCAGAUUGGCUCUCGUCUUGAGUUCAGUAGUGAGAAAUGGUAAUGAAUUAGAUGUAGUACACUGCAUUCUUAUUGUUUAUUGAGAGACAGGAGUGUGGAUUAAGGAAACACAGUGGAUUCUUAUUGUUUAUUGAAAGACAGUAAUGUGGAUCAAGGAAGUACAGUUUUUGUAUUAUUAAAUGCUUUAGAGGAAUCAGGAAGGUAGGCAUGUAAUGCAGACAAUUGAUCAGUAUUGUAUUGCUUCCAAAUGCCAAGUAAUUGUACACCUCCUGAAUUAGUUUCCAUGGGGCAGGUGGAAGAGUGUAAGAAAGAGGCAUUUGUUUAUUGCCUCAACUUUUCAAAUGAGGUAGUGAAGUAGAUUUGAGGAAGGUUGAUGAGAAAAUUCUUAAAUACAGAAGGAUGAGUUUCUUGGUGUGUGUGUGUGUGUGUGUGUGUGUGUGUGUGUGUGUGUGUGUGUGUGUGUGUUUGUGUGUGUGUGUUGGUGACUUCCUGUAGUGUUUCUCUCAUGGUUGUGUUUUAGUCUCCUCCAGUUAUUCUUUACCAUUUGUGGUGUAAUAUUUUCUUUAAAAGGUUCUCAUUAAGUUAAAUCCUCAUCAGUUACUUUUACACAUUCAAGGAGAGUGAACAAACUUUUCACUGUUUACUUUUACUUUGAAAAUCAGUGACUCAUUUCCUCAACUCUGGUCUGGAUGUGUGUGAUGAGUGAAACAUUAUUCAUCUUGAACACUGAAGUUGAUGGAUUUACAUGGUGACAAUAUGUGAUUCUUCCAUAUUUUGUAAGUAUUUGAUAUUUACAUUUGCAUCUGUAGACAUCAAAGGCUUCCACUUCAAAACAGUAUUGAUACAAACUUGCUAAUUUGUUCAUUGUUUGAUUUUAAUAAGUUUAAGUCACAAGUCGCCAAAUAUUUUGUAAACUGCAAAUGUAAUGAAGUGUCAAACAGAUGGAUUGAUUGACAGGGAGAGAGAGAGACAGAGAGAGAGAGAGAGAGAGAGAGAGAGAGAGAGAGAGAGAGAGAGAGAACACUAUUUCCAGCUCCUGUAUAUGUGUUUGAGAGGGAGAGAGUGAGAGUUCAGGUUGGAUAUGUAGAUUGCAGUUAUUUAGUGUUUCUUUAAGUGGCAAAGAAGCAAAAAGCUGAUAUCAGUGAUAAGAUAUAAAGGCUCCAUCAUCAAAGGAGGUGAAGAAGCAACACUAGGAGCUUGUUGUAGCUUAACUCAAAGAAUGUUUAAGUCUGGAAGUGAGACACAACGGAGAGAAAGAUUACAUUUCAUUCCAGUAUUUACCUGCAAAACUUAGAAUCAGCUGUGAAUGUGAAAGAAGGAUAAAAUUAAGCAUUAGAAGUAGAAGAAUAGGAAAAGUAGAUAUCACCUGGUUAGCCAAAUUCUAGUAGAAAUCCCCAAGGCUCAAUGAUUUCUCUUCCGCCAGAGUUAGAUAGACAGAGUGAUAGACAGAUGAUGAAGGGCAUAAAACCUAUUGGCUCAGAACAGAUCAAAGAUAUCAGAUUCUAUAAUGAUAGUUUAAUUAAUGUACUUUAUGUUGCUCAAUUCUUAAGUGGUGAACAAACAUUCUGCCUGUUGAGAGAGAGAGAGAGAGAGAGAGAGAGAGAGAGAGAGAGAGAGAAGGUUGUGCCAAAGACUCCCACGUAUGCUCAAUUUUUUUGCGGUAGUCCAAGUGUUACUGUGUUGAUGUGUUGUUGAGGUGAGGAGUGUUACGUGCGUCACAGUGUUUAGGCGAGUCACGUUGUGUUAUCAUUGUGGGGACGGAAAAUUACAGAAAAACAGUGACAGAGAGUAAAAAAGGAAUACCUGUUGUGAAGGAGAAAAGGAAAUAGAGGAAAAAUGCGAUAUAGACAUAGGAGAGAUAAAAUGGAAAGUGGAUAAGUAUUCUAUUGCUUCUAGAUAGAAAGAGAGAAAGAGAGAGAGAAUCUUUGUGUGUUUAGGUAUCAUAGUUUUAUCAAUAAUCUGUUCUUCCCUCCAGUAAACCAAUACCUCUUUAGGGUUGUUAUCAGUGUUGUGUUAAGGAAGAAAUUAACAUUCUCUUCAUUAUUUUUGUGAUCAUCUUUUAUUAUUAUUACUAUGGUCAAUCAUUACUGUGUUGUUAUUGUGGUUGUGUCCACCACACCAUUGUCUUUGAUGGCAACUUUGUGAUUCUUCCGUAACAUUUCGUUCUUCCUUCCGUCAAUAUGUGUUCUAUUCAGUAGUUGAUAAUGAUAAUACUAGUGUACUGUGCAUCAGCAAUGUAUAAACAAACCUGCAACAGAUGUGCCAAACUUUUCGAAACACAAAACUUACUUAGUGGUUUCUGAAGAGACUUUUCUCAGAUAUUUAGAUACAAAAAACAAAAACAUUUACUACUACUACUACUACUACUACUACUACUACUACUACUACUACUACUACUACUACUACUACUACUACUACUACUACUACUACUACUACUACUACUACUACUACUACUACUACUACUACUACUACUACUACUACUACUACUACUACUACUACUACUACAACAGUAUCAGCAUAUGUUAAUCCUACACUUUUUAUACAAUAUUAUACAUAUAUGGAUUGAAAGGUUGUAUACAAGACUGUGUUGUGUAGUUCUGUAUGUAUCUUCCAUUGCCAUACUUUAGGUGACUAUGCCAAAUUGGUGUGUUCAUUAAGACAGGUGUUGAGGAGAGGAGGUGCACAGGUGGCAGUGUUGAGGCAGACAGCAGCAGAAGGGAACAGUUUUCUCACUCUAACAAGACUCAGUAUGAAAGAGAAUAGUUUUUCAUUUAACCUUGGACUCACAUACUUUACAAUGAAGACACAAGAUUUUUCAUCUUUAGAUCUCACUUUUGUUAGGAUAAAGUGUCAUCCAACCUUUUUGUUGUAGUUUGUGGAAGUGGUUGAGGGAAAUCAUCUAUUGUCUUGUAUUUUAGUGUGUUAUGGCUGAUGAUGCUGCUGACUCUGCCUCAUUUCUGUCACCUGGUAUCUUAGUGAGUUGUAAAGAUAGGUGAGCAGUUAUGUCUACCUACAGGAGCACAUACAUGUAAUUAGCAUCUACAGAACAGAAAUCUCAUCUGAAUGAAUGAUUUAAAGUCAACUUUGUGAACCAAGAAAGUUUCUUUACUCAAUCUUGUGCCAUCUGGAUAUGAUUUCUUAGUUUGUUUUAAUUUCAUCUGGUACAUUCAGAUGGAUUUCCCAUUCCUGUGUGCUGCCAUUCAAGCAAAUUGCUGUGAAUGUGACAGAUGAGCGUUGGCCUUGCUGGCGAAGAGUAAGAUCUGUGAGGCACAGUGUGUACAAAACAAAACUGAUGAAUGUCAGUAUAAUGUGUAUGUAGUAGUGUGUUUAGGAUGAAGCUGGCGUGACGGUGAGGUGAUGUGAAGGUGCAUCAGACGUGUUGUGAGAUAGGUCAGGUGUGUGUUCAUAGUGGGGUUGUGAUGUGCACCCCGUAUGUUGGCACUUUAUUGUCUCUUUAAGUGUUGCUAUUGUCGGUUCUCAUUUUUUUCUGUAUUCCUUAUGAGACGUGAGGAGUUUUGUACAUUGUCUCGCUUCGUGCUGUGUUCACAGAAGAUAGGUUGUCAUGUGUUCUUUUGGCUUUUAGGGUGGAAGGGAAAAAAGAUAAUGUUUGAAUCAAAACCAUGAAAAUCAAAGUUUGUUUAAAAAGAUAAUUGUUCGUCUAAAAGCAAAUGAAGUAUGAAGUAAAGUUCAUAACAUUUUCUUCAUGUGAACACAGACUCUUUGCUGAAUAAUCCUUUAUUCACCUCAAGUCAGGGGCGAGCAAAGCCUUAGUAACUGAAGUGGAUACAUGAAUGAGUCAGUUGAGUAAUAUCUAAACAAUUUGACUCAUUCCUUCAGUGCAUAAGAAAAGAUGUAUAAUUUUUCUUCAAUCACUUUGACGCACAUUACCAAGGUUGUAUGGAGUGAGGUGAGGAGAACAAGGGAGAGCCAGACAGAGACAGACUAAUAAGUGAUGAGAAAGGUACGUUGCCAGUCCCUGACUCUUGUUAUGGGUACAGAAAUAGGUAAUUAUGUAGGUGUUAGUCGACCUGGGCUGAUUCAACCACAGGUAUUGACUCUAAGGUUUGGAUUCUUAAAAAAAAUAAUGGUAAUUUUUCCAGAGUUGUGCGUAUUGGCCCAAGCAUUCCACGCGCCUCGGUGCAACUUUGUGUGUGUGUGUGUACAUAUAUAUGUGUAUUUGUCUUGUUAUUUACUCUUGUUAUUAUUAUUGUUUCUUUGUUUGUUUUCCUUCUUUUUUUUUCCACUGCCCUGAGGAUCAGCUGAGAGAGUUGGAAGCUUGUGUGAGAAAAUGCAGUGAAAAACAAAUAUGAUCACAGCGCAGCACGUCAUGCUGCAGUUCAUCAGUUGUAGUGCUUUUUGUUCUUUCAUUUGUGAUGUUAUGGAAGAAAAGUUGAUUGCACCUGUUAGCUGAGACUUUCAAGACCAGCAUUGGACUAAUUUGCACCUUGUACUUGAAAUUUGUGAUGAGAACGAGUCACAAAAAAAGAACAGAAACAAACAAACAAACAAGCAAACAAGGGAAGGAAGUGCAGUGCUCAAGUAUAGGUUUUCUCCUUAUUAUUUAUUUAUUAAUACUAACUUAUCAAAAUCCUUUCUGCUCCUCAUUUAUCGCCGGCAGAGGAUUGUGGGUAAGGCUUGUGGUGGUGUGGGGGAGGAGGGGCAGUGCUUAACUGUGCCCUCUUGUGUACAUAUAGUGACACACACACACACACACACACACACACACACACACACACACACACACACACACACACACACACACACACACACACACACACACACAGUUAUAGCAAGGUUACAUGUCUAUUUGCUCAUAUAUGUAGGAAUGUAGUAUAAUUAUUAUUUUUUUGGGGGUGCGUAUGUGUGUGUGUAUAUGUGUGUGUGUGUGCAUCGUUUCGUUUCUAUAUCAUGUAUUUUUGGGGUUUAAUGUUGUAUAAUUAGUAUUUCUGCAGACUUUACUCAUUUUUUCUCAUCUUUUUAAUAUACAUGUAGAAUCUCUCUUUAUUUUCUCCUCUUACUUUCAUUCAUUUUUUUAUAUAAUGUUUAUAAAAUCAUGUAUCAUUAACUUAUGAAUUAACUACAAUUCUGUAUAUGGUUGUAGUGCUUUUCUGUUGUCCUCUUUGCAACUCUUGUUCCUUGUGUAUACAUCGGGGCGUCUGUGUGUCUGUAUGAUCAAUUGUAUGUUAUUAUUAUUAUUUUCCUUUACAGGUACUAUCAACAGUCGCUCUCACGGUUCAUUGUCUGUCAGCAUUCCAAUAUUAUUUCGCUUCUAACUCCUUUCCGCUGGUCUGUCCUCUCUUCGUGGGGUCUCUGAAGGGUAUAACACUAACUUGUCUAACGUUGUGUGCCAUAACUUUGUAAAAGACAUUAUUAUUUUUUAUACUAAACUUUUCAACAAUAAACUUUUUGCAUUUUUCUCA
Messenger RNA from Portunus trituberculatus (swimming crab), 11173 nucleotides. RefSeq lists its product as uncharacterized. Gene Ontology annotation, biological process: regulation of transcription by RNA polymerase II. Gene Ontology annotation, cellular component: nucleus. The record is from RefSeq and is a predicted model, not a curated record. NCBI's taxonomy places the organism in Eukaryota, Metazoa, Arthropoda, Malacostraca, Decapoda, Portunidae. Gene Ontology annotation, molecular function: DNA binding.